This is a messenger RNA of Pocillopora verrucosa, 1904 nucleotides long. The record is from RefSeq and is a predicted model, not a curated record. NCBI's taxonomy places the organism in Eukaryota, Metazoa, Cnidaria, Anthozoa, Scleractinia, Pocilloporidae.
GCGACUAAUUGAGGUCAAAGCUUCCUUAUCACGACUUUAUCUUGAUCGUGAACUAAUGCAAAAGCCGAGUGGAAGUAACUUGAAAACAAUGCAGCGACUCACUUUACUCUUCCAUUCUCAGUUUCUCCUGUGCUGGAAGUUUGCAACUCCCUCAGCUCAAAGUCUAACAGGAACGUCGAACCCUGGUCGGUUGUCUUGUUUAAGAAGAUCUGAACAUCCUGAAAAAGGCUACACUCUGGUUAAUCACGUGAUUGCUACGCACACUGUCACGUGCCCGAUAGACUGUACGUGGGAAUGCCUACGGGAUGCACGCUGUCGAUCGUUUAAUUAUGCAAACUCAGGGAAAACAUGUGAAUUAAGUGACCAAUCAAAAGCGACAGCCCCAAAUGACUUUGUUUUAAGAAAAGGCAUCACUUACUACGAGCCAACGACACAGAUGGGAGGAAAUAGACCUGUUUGCACCUCGGCUUUAUGUCAAAAUGGUGGAACAUGUGUUGACGCGUGUUGGAAUCCCCGGAUGUUCACGUGUGAAUGUCGACAGGAUUAUAAAGGAGUGUAUUGCGAAAAGCACAGCGGAGUGAGAAGCUGUCAGCAGCUGAAAACCCUGGGAGCGAAUCAGAAUGGCAUUUAUAAAAUCAACCCAGAUGGUCAAGGGGUCAUAAACGUGUACUGUGACCAAACCACAGAUGGAGGUGGGUGGACUGUGGUUCAGAGACGUUCCCGUCCAUACAAGCAAAGCUUUAGACGAACGUGGGUAGAGUAUCGAGUAGGCUUUGGCGACUUGUCCAAAGAAUUCUGGCUUGGAAACGACAACUUGCACCGAAUCGCCUCUUCAGACAGCAUUCUUCGAAUAGAUCUGCACCGAACCAACGGCACAAAGGGAUAUGCCAAAUAUGGUGGGUUUCGGGUAGCUGACGAAACAGAAAAGUAUCGAUGCGACAUGAGUUCGUACGAAGGAAACAUCGGAAAUGGGUUUUAUGGAAAUACAGAUCCUAAAUUGAACAUCCGAGGGAUGAAAUUCGGCACACCAGACCAAGAUAAUGACAAUCACCCUGGCAAGUGUUUUCCUUAUGGUGCAUGGUGGGCAAACCAAUGUGGCGAGGUUAAUCUCAAUGCAAGGGAUGGUCCGCACUGGGGUCCCUGGACUUCUCAGCCUUACCUAAAAUUCUCUGAGAUGAAAGUAAGGCAUAACUGAACAAAACUGCUAUAGUCACCAUAGUUCACCUUCAAGGAUGCAAGGAACUCGACGAAGAGAUCUGGGCACUAACUAAUGUAGCCUUCAUAGAAUUUGCAAUGGAAACUCAAGUUGUCAUGUAACGCCCGGUGCUGCGUAGCGUUACAACCAAAAACAGCUGCGAAGGUGACUGAAAUCCAUUGAUAUAUUAUUAGCAUAAUAAUACAUUGACACAUAAUUUAGUCUAGCACUAGGUUUUAAAUAUCGACAUGAAAUCGCUUUCUUCAACUUGAAAUGAAAUGUGAAACCUUUCCUUCCAAUGGUGAUGUUUCAUUAGCACCCCACGAACAGAUGUCACACAUUAUAAACAGACCAUCAUGUCUAAUCCUGUUUCAAGACACCAAGAGACCAAAACAAAGUGAAGCGAUCAAAAGCAAACCUUGAAGUCACAGGCCAACCACAUGUUUCAAAAACUGUUAUUUACAAAUGGUCUGGUUUUAUAGCCGUGUUAGUGAAAAAGGCUUUUACUUUCUUGAAAAUAAAAAUCAUAAAAAAGUGUUUGUAAAAUAAAGCCUUCGCAACUUCCCUGAACUUCUAAGCAUGUCUUUAUAUCAUAGUAAUUUAAUAGCCCACGAAUAUGUAACAAGUGCAACGCCAAUUGUUGCCAUCGAUGCUGGAAGUAUGUACAUACAAAAAGCACAUUUCCUGAAGGACUGUUAAAACUAUCCGU